Messenger RNA from Triticum aestivum (bread wheat), 486 nucleotides. RefSeq lists its product as uncharacterized. The coding region runs from base 1 to 486 and encodes 161 amino acids. The record is from RefSeq and is a predicted model, not a curated record. Lineage: Eukaryota; Viridiplantae; Streptophyta; Magnoliopsida; Poales; Poaceae. The transcript has a single exon.
AUGGCGCCGCUGCCGGCGACGAGGGCAGCUUCACCAUGCAUGCCGACGACGGCCGAGAGCGCGCUGGUUCCGGCCACGGUGUGCCCGCCGGCGCCGCGGAAGUCGGCACCGGCGCCGAGAAGGAAGCGUCGGCCGCGCGACCUCACCACCGUCUUCGUCGCCGUGCCGCAGUGCCCGCCGCCGGCGAUGAAAGAUGCUGGUGCUCGUUGUCAAACAGUCUGUUCCUCUAGGCAUAUGCUGCCGCGCGACAUUGUCCCGACCGCGAGUGCUGGAAAGAGUAGUGAAGCUUUAUUGAUAUCUCAUUCACACACAACACUAGCACUGAAGUUUAGCCGAACCAGUGGUCCUCCAUCUCUGUUGGAGCUGAAUCCCUCGGCUCCUCUCUCUCACUAUAUCUCUAUUGUUCCUCUCAACAUGUACAGAUACACGAGUUUUGUUUUGGUGACUUGCUGCCUCACACCGCCAAAAUACCUUUUCUAUUGUUGA